UCGUCCCGUCGCGUCGGCCGUGUGAAAUGUUUUAGUGCCUUGACGUUAUAAUAAUUUUAAGAUAUUUUAUAAACAUGCUUUAUUUAUCAGAUAUAAUUAAUAUAGUUAUAUUUUAGAAGCAUAAAAAUAUAGAUUAAAGUGUUACAAUGUUCAAGUGCUGGCCGAGUGUGGUGUGCAUUCUUGUGUGUGUAAUUUUAUUAGUUCUGACAAAGGAUACUGUUGAGACACAUGAAAUAAGACACCCGGCGCCAGAGUUCACCAGACACCGCGUCGUGACACCGACCGUACACCAUGGACGGACGAAGAGGGAGAUCUCAUCUACCAAACACACGGACGGCAUCCACCAUCGCGAGGUGACGGUCACCGUGGACCUCGACAGGCCGCUGGUGCUGGACCUGCGGCUGAACGAGGACCUGGUAGCGGGAGACCACGUGUUGCGAUACCAGAAGGACGGGAAGACGGUGAUACAUAGGCCUAAAGUUGAGGAGCUGGACAUCUGUCAGUAUUCCGGCACUGUGCGGGGGGCGGCGGGCUCGUCAGUGGCGGUCUCAACCUGCGACGGCCUGAGGGGCGUCAUCAAUGACGGCAGGGACGUAUACUACAUCGAGCCCACGCAAGGCAGCCUAGACUCGGAACAUUACGUCUACUCUCAUUCCGAUCUCGGCGCCGAGUACCGCUGUGGGUACGUGGGUGGUGUGACGAACAAUACCAACUAUGAUCCUGAGCUGAUGAGGCAGCAUUUGGAGAAGACGGACAGAGAGAAGAGUAGGAUAAGUCGGUACAAGCGCGACACCUCCGAGGACACCAUGGUUAGAGGUCCAUUCAACGCCAACAAGCUGUCGCGCUACGUCGAGCUCGUGCUUGUCGCUGACCAUCGCGAGUAUAUAGCUAACGGCGAGAGCAUAGAGACAGUGCAUCGACAGCUGAAGGACGUCGCUAAUAUUAUUAACUCCGUGUACGCCCCCCUCAAUAUAUUCAUCGCGCUCGUCGGCGUGGUGGUGUGGAGUGAGCGGGACGAGAUCGUGCUAGAAGAGGACGGCGAUAAGACUCUCACUCACUUCCUGCAGUACAGACGAGAGGUGCUAGUGAGGGAUAUACCGAACGACAACGCGCAUUUACUCACUCGUCAACAAUUCAACAGCGGUGUCGUCGGCAAGGCUCUCAAAGGUCCAAUUUGCACGUACCAGUUCUCUGGAGGGGUAGCGACCAACCACUCCCAAGUUAUAGGCCUGGUGGCGACCACCAUAGCUCAUGAGAUGGGUCAUAACUUCGGUAUGGAGCAUGAUACGGAGGCAGACUGCACAUGCCCCGAUGAUAAGUGUAUCAUGAGCCCGUCUAGUACGUCAGUUGUACCGACGCAUUGGUCGUCGUGUAGUUUGAGUUCCCUUGCCCUGGCCUUUGAGAAGGGCAUGGAUUAUUGUUUACGCAACAAACCGAAACGUCUGUUCGAAUCGCCAACAUGCGGUAACGGUUUUGUGGAAGCGGGCGAGCAAUGCGACUGCGGGUUGCGGCCCUCGCCUGCUUGUGCGGCGUGCUGCGACCCCGCUGCGUGCUUGCUGCGCCGCAACGCCACGUGUGCGGUUGGAGAAUGCUGCGACCCGCAGACGUGUCGGCCCAAGUCGGCGGGGACGGUGUGUCGGUCCGCGGACAAGGAGUGCGAUCUGCCGGAGUUCUGUACGGGCCACUCGGAGUUCUGUCCGCGAGACGUGUUCAAGAUGGACGCGACGCCGUGCGGCAACAACCAGGCGUACUGCGUGCAAGGCUCGUGCCGGUCCCACUUCGAGCAGUGCCGGCUGCUGUGGGGCUCCACCGCCGCCAACUCCGAUUACCUGUGUUACAACAACUCCAAUGUUGUCGGCGAUAGGAGCGGUCACUGCGGCUACAUACGCGGGGACCCGCCCCAGUACAAGCGCUGCGCCCCCGCGGACGCGUUAUGUGGUCUACUCCAGUGUCAGCACCUCAACGAGCAGCUGGAGUUCGGCAUGGAGUCAGUGUCAGUGCUGUCCGCCAAGUUCAUCAAUCACAACCCCACCACGCUGCCCAGCGGCCGGGGGAAAGGUAAACUGCUGGUGUGCCGCACGGCAAUAGUCGACCUCGGACAGAGCGACCCCGAUCCCGGUAUGGUGCCUGAUGGAGCCAAGUGCGGCGAGGACAUGAUGUGUCUGAAACAACGCUGCGUGCCUGUGGAGAUGGUGACGUCAGCUGUCGGCCGGAAGGAGGGCUCCGUCUGCCCCUCCAACUGCUCCGGACACGGCGUCUGCAACUCUGAGGGUCACUGUCACUGCGAGGUGGGAUUCGCGCCGCCGCUGUGCGCCGCGCCCGGGCCCGGCGGCUCCUACGACUCCGGACCAGCAUCAGACGCCUCCAUUCAACGCAACUUCAUGGUCGCGAUGUACGUGAUAUUCCUCGGCAUCCUGCCGUGUAUACUCCUUGUGCUGUUCCUGCUCUACUACGUCAGACACAACGUACCCUUCUGGUGGAAGAAGCCGAGGAAAACGGUACAGUCACCAAAGAAGAAUGGCUUACAACGUCGCCUUUCGAGAAGUGCAAGCAAAUUUGCCGCCAACUUCCAUCACAGUGCACCAAGUAACGCUCAGCCUAUUAAUGUCCAUACUGUUUCUAAUCCUGAUGACAUGAGCUCUAGCCUCCUUAGAAGCGACUCCGAGCACAGUCCAUCAGGGAAUAUCAAUCCUUCCGUCAACUUCUUUGGCAAUUUCAAAGGAUUCACUCUCGCACCAAUAGAUAAAGAUCAAAAUAAAGAAGAGGCUAAAGUGGAGCCAGCUAAGAGUGCUAAAAUCACUCCAGUACACAGAAGCGGUAGCAACAGUCAGAGUAUCAGUCAAGGGGUCUUGAAGCCAGUACUGCGAUCAGCGCCGCCUUUACCGGUGGUCCCUAAUACAACAAAGUCGUCUCCAAAAACUAGUCCCUCUGUCAAAAGAACUAACAGCUCGGUACAAAAUCGUAUAAAGGCACUAAUGAAUACGGAUAAAGCUGAGGAACCAUCGGCUCCUAAUCCUGCACUAAGACCAGUAAUAUCUAGUCCGAUUCUAGAAGCGUCUACUUGUACUGCUAAAGAACUUAUAUCGCCCUUACAAGGGUCUAAAACUUUAGGACCUGUACGUGCUGCGCCCACUAUUCCAACAAUUUCACCAGAUCUCCCAAAGAGACCCUUAAGCAUGCAUUCCGCUGGUAAUGUCCCACAAAAACCGCUACCAGAAGAACCGAAGAAAGUUAAAGAAGGAAUAUCUCUGAAUAGAAUCGCAUCAUUCCUGAAACAGGACAAAAAUAAAGAAAAAGAAAGGACUCCAGUUGAAAGAAGUCACUCGCUUCCGAAGAAUCCAAAUAACCAAGUGAAAGUUGUUAAAAACGUGGAUAAAGCGGCGCUAAGAAAUCUACAAAUAUCGAAUCCAAUUUUGCAAAAAAAUAUCGAGUUGCCAGUGAGUACGGUCCCAGUUGUUUCCGAUUCUGAAGAUGCAGACGAGCCGAAAAGUUUUGUUAAUAGAACUCAAAGUAUGCGAGCGCCGGCCGCCCAAAAGCCUCCUCUACAAAGUUUCGGGUCUAUGAGACAAGCUCCAGGUGUCCCCAGACCUUUAUCAGGUGUAGGUAGACCUACUGCCCCACCACCGCCAUUACCAGUCCCAAAUGCAAACAAAGAUACAUCAAUCUACCAAAACCCUAGACCAGUAAACGAAAUUAAAUCUACCGACUAUGUUGACUGCAUAGAAGAAAAACCGGCCCCUCUAGCGCAUAUAGAUGAGGAAUCCGGUGAUAAUAUUUACGCUAUUAUUGAAGAAAGUCCCGAAAAACAUUUCAAACCGCUCCCUGGAACGAAAAAUUUUAAGGCUAGCGAUGAUAGUGAAGAGUACAAAGUUCCUAAGUCAAUACUAGACACUGAAAGUACGGGACUACUAGGUGAAAUAGCUACUGAACUAGAGAAUCGAAAUUGUGAAUCUAUUUACUCUGCAUCGACACUUAGAAGGAAGGAUAAGAAUAAAAAUGAUAGUAGAGACAGUACAUACAUGAAUACAGAUUAUAAAACGCCUGAGAGUGUUUAUAGUAAUUCGGGAGCAAAAUCCACCGCAUCGACGACUAGCAGUGGCUACUUACACCCGUCAGCAGUAAACGUACCGACGUACAUGCAAAAUGAUAGCAAAGAACUAGAGAAACCUCCGUCGCCAUCUUUAAAAGCGAACUCCAAAAUACCUACAUUUAGUCGACAAGUUACCCCUCCCGGUUUAAGGACUACCUCGUUCAAAGCCGUGCCUCAAUCCCCAAAAAGUGUAAAUAAAAAUACAACCUUAAAAGCAGCACCGAACAGUCCAGACAUCGUUUCUAGUUGUGGAGUAGACAACGUAAAAAACGUUAAACCUCCCGAUGUGAUUAACAAUAAUAAACCUAGUGAACCUCCUAAAGUAACAACCAAACCGACAGUGAAAUCGAACGACAACCGUCCACCGCUGCGACCCGCGCCGGGCGUAGAUAAAAAACCAGCUGUUAAACCAACGAAACCAGUAGUUAACGCGAAUAAAAAUGAAAAGACUCCGAUAAAUAGAACGAAUUCAAAAACUGAUUCCAACGUUAAAGCGAUAGCAGAUAAUCUAAAUAAGAAUAAACCUAAAGUAGUACCGAAACCGACCAACGUAGCGCAGAAGACUGAAGUCAAAACGAACGCAACCAAACUGUCCGCUAAUCCGUCUAAAGUCGCGAGCUUGCAGCAGAAAUUCGAGAACAGAAAGUCCAUUGGAAAAGAAAUACCAGCGAAGAAAUAGAUGUACAAAAUAUCCACGCUUAGACAAUUAUAUUUAUACGCGUAAAAAUGUAAAAUCAUCAGUGCAAAUGUCAAAAUUUAUAACGCUAACUUCAGCGUGUGUUCUGAAAUUUACCUAGCGUACUGAAACUGACCAGAAGUCAAGACGUCAUUUGUAUCUGAUGACGCAUUGUAUUGUGUGCCGCUGGUGAGACAAUGUGUAUUAGUAGUAAAUUAUGUAAUAUUUGCAAUAAUGUUGUCCCACC
Messenger RNA from Aricia agestis (brown argus), 5013 nucleotides. It is a transcript of the gene Meltrin, whose product is annotated as disintegrin and metalloproteinase domain-containing protein 19. Bases 147 to 4769 code for a protein of 1540 amino acids. Gene Ontology annotation, molecular function: metalloendopeptidase activity. Gene Ontology annotation, biological process: membrane protein ectodomain proteolysis. Lineage: Eukaryota; Metazoa; Arthropoda; Insecta; Lepidoptera; Lycaenidae. The record is from RefSeq and is a predicted model, not a curated record. The transcript is spliced from 17 exons.